Molecule: messenger RNA, 666 nt
Organism: Paraglomus occultum
Lineage: Eukaryota; Fungi; Glomeromycota; Glomeromycetes; Paraglomerales; Paraglomeraceae
Source: the annotation of a GenBank genome assembly
AUGGAUUUCAGAGCGACGAACACGUCAAUUGUUUCUGUCCCGCCUAAACUUGCAUAUUUUUGCGUCUACAACCCCUCCCUUGGAACUACUGAGGAGACACAAGACAAACAACUUCUGUUCUAUACUGCGCAGGAUGAAGUUCCGAUCAAUGUACAGGUUCGACAGACUGGUCUAGCUCAGGCACUUGUAAACUUUACAAAAGUGUUUUCCUCCUCUAAACCAUGUGAAAAUGUACAUACUCAGAAGAACAGGCUUGCGUUUCUGGAGCCCGAACCAGGGUAUUGGAUUCAUAUUUCUGUGCAAUUAGGUUAUCUUCAGAAAACGGUAAAAGCCAAAGAUGGCAAGACCAAACCGAUUUUUGAAUAUCUCGACGAGAAUUUGCACGAUUCAGAAAUAAGAAAAAUGCUCGAGCUGGGGUAUGAGUUGUUUCGGUUAUUCAAUGGAACGUUUAGCAGCAUUAUGAAGAAUUCAGGAGUAUCCGGCUUGAAAUCAAAAUUAUCGGAUUUCUACGGGACUUGGGUAUUUGAAUGGGAUUGGGAAAAAACCGAACUAACGAAGAUCAUCGAUGGAAUGUAUUAUCUUCCACUUCCUGGUUCACCGCAUACUUGCGUCACGUCGCUCGUAACGGCAUUAGAAAAAGAUUACGACAUGAUCUCUAAUACUCUG